Molecule: messenger RNA, 498 nt
Organism: Daucus carota subsp. sativus
Lineage: Eukaryota; Viridiplantae; Streptophyta; Magnoliopsida; Apiales; Apiaceae
Source: the annotation of a RefSeq genome assembly
AUGUUAAAGAAGUUAACGAAGAUAAAAACCGAAGUAUACGCUUUAGGUCAACAUAUAUCUAUGUCUGCUCACAAAGCAAGAAGAGUGGUUGAUCAAAUUCGUGGACGGUCAUACGAAGAAACACUUAUGAUACUAGAACUCAUGCCUUAUCGCGCAUGUUAUCCCAUUUUGAAAUUGGUUUACUCUGCAGCAGCAAAUGCUAAUUACAAUAUGGAUUCCAACGAAUCCAAUUUAGUUAUUAGUAAAGCUGAAGUCAGCGAGGGUACUGCCACGAAAAAAUUAAAACCUCGAGCUCGAGGGCGUAGUUUUACGAUAAAAAGACCUACUUGCCAUAUAGCUAUUGUAGUGAAAGAUAUAUCAUUAGAUGAAUAUCAAUAUCUAGGGGUAGACUUUAUAGACUCUUUCAGAUGCUCAAAAAAACUUCAAUCAAAAAAGAAGUAUACAGCUAUGUCAUAUCAUGAUAUGUAUACUAAUGGGGGGAUAUGGGACAAAAAAUAA